This is a messenger RNA of Triplophysa dalaica, 2701 nucleotides long. It is a transcript of the gene slc25a32a, whose product is annotated as solute carrier family 25 member 32a. Gene Ontology annotation, molecular function: FAD transmembrane transporter activity; folic acid transmembrane transporter activity. Gene Ontology annotation, cellular component: mitochondrion. The transcript has 7 exons. Gene Ontology annotation, biological process: folate import into mitochondrion; nucleotide transport. NCBI's taxonomy places the organism in Eukaryota, Metazoa, Chordata, Actinopteri, Cypriniformes, Nemacheilidae. Bases 228 to 1202 code for a protein of 324 amino acids. The record is from RefSeq and is a predicted model, not a curated record.
CUGACAUGAGUCAUUGCGCCACUUGCUUAUUUACCUUCUCCAGCAGUCGGGAGAAUUGAACGUUAGGCGAACGCUUCAAAAUGGCCAAGCGGUUGUUAUUGAUUUAUAUAGAUGCAUCGGAUAGUUGAGACCCUUUAAAUAAAAAAGUUGGACGGCUUUCAUAAAUCUCGUAUUAUAUUUUACUGCGUACUUUGCGCGCUCGGUGUCCGUGUUGUGCGUAAACAAACAUGACUGCUCCCAUCGCCAGGCAGAGACGCGCUGCAGUAGCCGCAGACACAACAAGCUCGUCGUUCUCCAUAACAUCAAGUCUCCUGCGACUCUUUAAACAUAUCAAAUAUGAAAAUCUCGCUGCUGGAUUGAGUGGGGGAGUUAUUUCCACUCUGGUGCUGCACCCUCUGGAUCUGGUCAAAAUAAGAUUUGCAGUAAGUGAUGGUCUAAAAAUGCGGCCCCAGUACGAUGGCAUGAUGCACUGCAUGAAGACCAUCUGGAAGCUUGAAGGGAUCAGAGGUCUCUAUCAGGGCGUCACUCCCAACAUCUGGGGGGCUGGUGCAUCAUGGGGCUUGUACUUCCUCUUUUAUAAUGCUAUUAAAGCAUAUAAAAAGGAGGGACGGCAAACAGAGCUGAGCGCUGCCGAACACCUGGUGUCUGCGGCGGAAGCAGGCAUUCUGGCGCUUUGCCUUACCAACCCGGUCUGGGUGACAAAGACCCGGCUGGUGCUGCAGUACAAUGCAGACCCUUCCCGGAAGCACUACAAGGGAAUGAUGGACGCCCUCGUGAAAAUAUACCGUCACGAGGGUAUCCCGGGACUAUACAGGGGUUUUCUGCCUGGUCUGGUGGGGACUUCCCAUGCUGCAUUGCAGUUCAUGACCUACGAGGGCCUGAAGAGGGAGCAGAACACAUACAAAAAGAUGCCAUCUGAUUCGCUGCUGUCUCCAUUAGAGUACAUCACCAUAGCAGCCAUCUCCAAAAUAUUUGCAGUGGCAAUGACGUACCCGUACCAGGUCGUGCGCGCUCGCCUGCAGGACCAGCACAACAACUACAGUGGAAUCGUGGAUGUGAUGAGUAGAACGUGGAUCAACGAAGGAAUUGAGGGGUUUUACAAAGGGAUGGUCCCCAACUUGGUGCGAGUCAUUCCCGCCUGCUGCAUCACCUUCCUGGUUUUUGAAAAUGUGUCGCGUUUGCUUUUGGGCGAGUACCACUAGACCUUCAGGACACCACACACCAUAUACAGAUGGACCAACACAAACUAAAUCUGAUAUUUAGUUUGUGCACUGAUGAAGUGCGAAUGACAUUGAGGUUAAAGAUUUAUUGUAUUUUUGAUUUGUUGAGUUUAUUGAAAGAUGUUAAAGUGUAUUUGUAGAGUAAUAUGACAGAUCCAUGUGCCCAUGUUAACCCAAAGAGUACAAAAGUUGUGAUUUGUAGAAAGCACCAUGAUUUUAAGCUGCCAGGCAGAUAGAGGAGAGUGGAUUUUGGACAAGCUGGAUUGAAGCCAUCCUUCGACAGUGAUAACCAAACAACUUAAUGUUCGUCUUUUUUACGAUAUUUUCACAACUGCUGCUUUGUUUGAGGACCCGAGCCGUGCGAGGGAAUGAACCCAUUUACCUUCAGCACAUUUUCACCGGCUGUGGCGCUCUGGACGACACUCACUGGGCAUGCUCAGGAAAUGAUGUAACGUUAGACAAUAAUUGCACACAGGCCUGAGAGAAACCGAUACUUUACUGGAGGGCACGAGCAAGUUUUUACCAGAUGUUCAUGGAACAGAAUGAAAGGAACAUUUGAACUGGAGUAAAUGAACGUUAUUCGAAAUGUGUGGAAGAUGUGCUAAUGUCAAUAACAAGCACAGGGAUCUCAAAUAUGUAUAAGGCAUUUUUACACAUCAAAUAAAAGAAUUUAUGUCACGUGAAACUGAUGUCAUGAAUGAAGUGUACAAUUUAAAUCUUCUAGAGGGUAUACAGUGAACCCAAGGAGUAUUUCAACACAUGUCAUUAUUAGCAUUAGUAACAAAGCAUUAAACCAAAUAGCAUCAAAUCUGCUAGUACUAAUGUUGUAGUUCGAGACCGGUCUCAAGACCCUUUUUUGAUGGUCUUGUCUCGGUCUCGACUGUCUGUGGUCUCGGUCUUGACUUUGUUUCAGACUUAGUGGUCUCGAGAUUUUUUUCCAAGACCGGUCUAGACCACAACUGUGGGAAUUACUCAAAAUGAUUGGCGCAUUGUCUGAUUUAUGUGUUAACAUCAUUCACGUGAUUGGAUGUAAUACUUAAGGCUUUAAAAGCAUUCACCACUCGUUCCUUAUUUGAUUCAUCUGUUACUUUUGUUACUCUUACUGCAAGAAUGGUUGAUUGUCUUAAAGAAAUCUGUCAACAAAAUGAAUACAUUUAUUUUAAAACAUCUGAUGUGAUAUUUGUUUUUGUAUAAUUAUUUAAUAAGACUUGAGUUUAUAGGUGACUUUAGUUUUAGACACAAAUUUUGGCUAGACCCAAACAAAUCUGAGCAACACACAUCUAUUUUGCUAUUGAUUAGACAAAAAAAGCAUUAAACUAAUUAUGUCACUGAAUGUUUUGUUUUGUUGAAGGUCUUUAAGGUAUUUACCCUUUUUUAUGUUUAGUUGUUGGAAGUUUAAUUUUUUUAUAUGUUACAGUAGGUGGGUGAUAAAACAUGGAAUAUAACAUUUCUGCACAAUAAAUAAGUGACUUCUAUUAUUA